This is a messenger RNA of Neltuma alba, 1147 nucleotides long. Its product is annotated as translin. Gene Ontology annotation, biological process: RNA metabolic process. Gene Ontology annotation, molecular function: sequence-specific DNA binding; single-stranded DNA binding; RNA binding. The record is from RefSeq and is a predicted model, not a curated record. The transcript is spliced from 7 exons. Lineage: Eukaryota; Viridiplantae; Streptophyta; Magnoliopsida; Fabales; Fabaceae. The coding region runs from base 2 to 934 and encodes 310 amino acids.
CAUGCAAUUUAUAAGACCGGCGUUUCGUAACGCCUCUUUCACCGUUUCCCGCUCCUUAAACCCUAAUCCCUAUAAUCCCUUCUUCCUCCUUACUCUCCGUUCGCUGCCCAUCACCACCGCCUCACCCUCACCGUCGUACUUGACCUCUCAUUUCGCCCUUGAAACAUUCCCAUCCCUGUCACCUCCUCGCUGCUUCUCUUCUUCAAUGGCGGGUGGUGGCGACCACUCAGAGUCUCCUUCGUCCCAUUCUCUUGAGAAGCAAUUCGAGGACUUUCGGCUUCAGCUAGAGGAGUCUGGGAGUUUGCGCGAGCGAAUUAGAGCGGUUGUUUCGGAGAUUGAGUCCAACACCAGACUUAUGCACGCUAGCCUCCUUCUGGUCCAUCAGUCUCGUCCGACCCCCGAGCUUCUGGAGAAAGCAAAGUCCUAUGUUCAUGUGUUGAAGGACCAUUACAAGCAACUUGCUGAAGUUCUUGGAGAAUGCUCUGGCCAGUACUACAGGUACCAUGGUGAUUGGAGGAGCGAGACGCAGACUGUAGUUUCACUGAUUACUUUUAUGCAUUGGUUAGAAACAGGAAACCUUCUUAUGCAUGCAGAAGCUGAGGAAAAACUAGGGUUGAACAGCUCUGAGUUUGGUCUCGAUAUUGAAGACUAUCUUAUAGGUGUCUGUUUUAUGUCCAAUGAAUUGCCAAGGUAUGUGGUGAAUCAAGUGACAGCUGGGGACUAUGAUUGCCCUAGGAAAGUCCUAAAGUUCUUGACUGAGCUUCAUGCUGCAUUUCGCAUGCUUAACCUUCGGAAUGAUUUUCUGAGGAAGAAAUUUGAUGGCAUGAAGUAUGAUCUGAGAAGAGUGGAAGAGGUUUACUAUGAUGUCAAAAUUCGGGGUUUGGCACCCAAUGGUGAGCAAGUCGAUGGUCAAGGUGUUCAAGGACCACCUUAGGUUGUGAAGGCUGACUUGGGGGGGUACUCUUGAGAUAUAGUCCGCAACUAUGCAUCGUAAAAAACGCAUAUACUUUUGUUCCUAAUAGUCGGUGGAAGAAAGGAAAGGUAAUCUCUUUCAAUUCUCCACUGAGUCGACAUGAUGUAGAUGCGGAAUACAUUGGGUGUGUGCCUGUGUAAUUUUUUUGUUAAAAAAAAAUUCCUGGUUACAUCA